ACAAGUGUUUUGGAAAUAUUUAUCAAUUUUUAUCCUUUUUCAUAUCAUGAUAAUAUAUUGAUUGAUUUUAAUUUGUGUUUAUUGCUUGAUUAAGAAUUAAGUAGUUGUCAUUAUAAGUUAUCAUUCACUCGUUUAGUUGAGCAAACAACUAACAGAUUUCGUUUUGUGAAUCACGUUCUCAUUCCCUUUCUUUCUCUUCCCUUUAUCCAUUUCCAGCUGAUGGAUGAGGCAAUAAUGUAUUGCUUGUUGUUGUUUUAAGUGAAACGAAAGCAUCCAAUCAACAAUGUCAACCUAUUGAUUGUCAACGUAAUCACACAUCUUCAUUCUGGUUAAUUACUGCUUCUUUCUUUCUUUCUUUUACAUUCUCUUCACUGUGGCUUGUUUUGUCAAUUGACAUCUAUCAACUCAUUAUUUCUCACACGCACUCUAAAUCUAUUUCUCUCUCGUUCUCUGUAUCCUUCUCAUUGUAAUACGGGAUGUUUAAAGGAUUAUGAUUGUGUGCAUACAUGAUUUUGGGAUGGUGGUAAACUUAUGUGAUUGUCUUUUAAUCGAUGGCUAAUGUUAAAGAAAUACCUACUCCUUUGACUAAAUUUGCUGGAUUUUUAGCUUCCGUUGGUAUUAUCUUUGGUGGUAUCAUUCCUUAUAUACCACAGUAUUUUGAUAUCAGGCGGACUGAAAAUGCCGAUGGAUUCUCAUUAUUUGUUUGUUUGGUUCUUUUAAUUGCCAACAUUCUUCGGAUAUUCUUCUGGUUUGGUAAACAAUUUGAGACUCCAUUAUUGUUGCAAAGUAUCAUCAUGGUAGCUGUUAUGUUUGCCAUGAUUGAGAUUUGUGUUCGAAUGAAGACCAAAAAUCUGCUAGUUCCAGUCAAGACACGCUACUUUUUUGAACCUUUUGUCCGUUUUUUUAUCAAUAGGUUUAGCUUUACAGCAACACAGCAAACAGACGAUAAUAACUCGACAGUAACCAAGGAUGAUCCACAGUUGAUGCACCGAUUCUGGGAUUUUGAUCUCAAGUAUUUCUGGGAUUGGACUGAUUUUACUUCAUAUGUUGAAUUUAUUGCUUCGUUUACUGUGAUUGUGGGACUGUUAAUGUUUAUGCUGAUAGACAAUCCUUAUUUUGUUGAAACAAUCGGCUAUGCAGCUAUGUUAACUGAAGCACUCCUCGCUUCCCCACAAUUGAUACGAAAUCAUCAAAAAAAGUCAACUGAAGGCUUAAGCAAACAGAUGGUUCUGCUUUGGACUCUUGGAGACUCUUAUAAAACAGGUUACUUCAUUAUUAACCAAUCACCGAUUCAGUUCCUAGUCUGUGGUCUUAUUCAAUUAACCAUCGAUUUCAUUAUAGCUUUACAAAUUCUCAUCUACAACUUACCUUCAAUGCGUAGCAAAACAUCAAGUCAUCAUGUUAAAUAAUCAGUUACUCAACGAACCAGUUGAAUGUUUCAAAAAUUAAACUGCUACUCAAUCUUGUGCUUUCAAUUGAUACAAUUUUUUAUGUGCGCAUUAGAUUCAUAAUUAAGCUGUUUUUGUUUGAAUGAAACGACAAUAAUUUUUAUUCGCUUCAAUCCAAUCAAUUUGCUAACCAUUUUAUUGAAUCAUCAACGCAUAAUGACUCCUCCAUCCUAAGCUUACCAAAAUUUCAUCCAUUGAUAAAAUAAUCAAACGUUAAAUCAGAUUGGCUCACCGAUUCCAUUGAUCCACCAAAUACAAUUUAUCGAAGCAAGUCAUUGAAAUUCUGUGCCACAGCAUAUUUUGUGAUCUCUCUUAAUUUUAAUUGAUUAAAUUAAUAAUGAACUUUACCGGUUCAAGACUAAAUUAUAUUAAAAUUAUUCUUUGACAAAAAA
Messenger RNA from Tetranychus urticae (two-spotted spider mite), 1840 nucleotides. RefSeq names its product solute carrier family 66 member 2. NCBI's taxonomy places the organism in Eukaryota, Metazoa, Arthropoda, Arachnida, Trombidiformes, Tetranychidae. Gene Ontology annotation, cellular component: trans-Golgi network; endosome. The record is from RefSeq and is a predicted model, not a curated record. Gene Ontology annotation, biological process: retrograde transport, endosome to Golgi; phospholipid translocation.